AUGACUGCAUCGAAAGACUUAGGAGAUACGGUUCUAGUUUAUCAGGGUCCAUUGCUUUAUGAUUCUAAGAUAAUCAGAGUGUACGAUCAGAAAACACAUAAAAUAAAACGCUGGAACGAAAAGCAAAAACAGAUAGUCGAGGUCAACGCGGAUAGAUCUCUCCCUGCAAAGCUCAAAUCUGAAAAUGCAUACUACGUGCACUACCAAGGAUGGAAUAAGAAGUGGGAUGAAUGGGUCGGUGAUGACAGAAUGAUUGAAAAGAAUGCACAGAAUAUUGAUUUGCAGAAAAGUCUAAAGCUUCAACUGAAGGUCCGCCAGGAGCUUUCGAAGGCUCCGAAGUCUCCAAAAGCAUCAAACUCUGUAAAAGAUGGACAACAUUCUAGGCCAAGAAGUCGUUCCGGAAGCCACGUUCCUUCGAAGGGGGUCAAAAAAGAGUAUGGAGUGGUAAAAAAGCACAGUUUACUUACAGGAAAUGGGGACAGUCGAAGCCAUAUGUUCAGAUCAUCAAAAUCAAAAUCGCCUCGUACAUACGCAAACACAUUUUACGAGCAACUUUCCAAGCAUUCUUCGCAAUUCAGCGUUACUGUUCCGUCCCAGAUUAAGUUAAAAUUAGUCAAGGACUGGGAGAAUAUCACAAAAAACGAGAAGCAGGUUAUUUUGGACAAGCCAUGUAGUGUUUCUGAUGUUUUGCGGCAGUUCACUAAGUAUAUUUGUCGUGAUCUAAGUGAUGGCUAUAUAACGUCGUCUGCUGAUGAAAAGCGAAACCCGUUGGACGACGCUACUGUUGAUAAUUUCCUCGAGAUAGGUGAAAGCUUGAAGUUAUAUUUCAACAGAUCCGUGGGUUCAUUGCUUCUGUACAGGUAUGAACGUGAACAGUACAAGGAGAUUUUGAAGAAGCACGAAAUGGAUGAACUUGCUGAUGUAUAUCCUCCAAUCUUUCUUCUUAGAUUGUGUGUGAUCUUUCCAAACUUGAUGAUAGAGAGCAAAAUGGACAUUGAUAGCUUAAAGAUAGUACAGCAAUUUUUAGAGCUGUUUUACCGUUGGUUGAUAGCCAAUGAUGGCAAGUAUUUGAAGGUGGAAUACGAAAACUGCAUGCCUCUCAUCCCAUUCAUGCAGUGA
Messenger RNA from Brettanomyces bruxellensis, 1119 nucleotides. RefSeq lists its product as uncharacterized. The record is from RefSeq and is a predicted model, not a curated record. The coding region runs from base 1 to 1119 and encodes 372 amino acids. Lineage: Eukaryota; Fungi; Ascomycota; Pichiomycetes; Pichiales; Pichiaceae. The transcript has a single exon. Gene Ontology annotation, biological process: regulation of DNA-templated transcription; chromatin organization. Gene Ontology annotation, cellular component: nucleus; Rpd3S complex; NuA4 histone acetyltransferase complex.